Molecule: messenger RNA, 261 nt
Organism: Pongo pygmaeus (Bornean orangutan)
Lineage: Eukaryota; Metazoa; Chordata; Mammalia; Primates; Hominidae
Gene: SPINK4
Product: serine peptidase inhibitor Kazal type 4
Exons: 4
Coding region: 1-261 (86 amino acids)
Molecular function (GO): protein binding; serine-type endopeptidase inhibitor activity
Source: RefSeq, a predicted model, not a curated record
AUGGCCAUCCGCCAGUGGGUAAUCGCCCUGGCCUUGGCUGCCCUCCUUGUUGUGGACAGGGAAGUGCCAGUGGCAGCAGGAAAGCUCCCUUUCUCAAGAAUGCCCAUCUGUGAACACAUGGUAGAGUCUCCAACCUGUUCCCAGACGUCCAACCUGGUCUGCGGCACUGAUGGGCUCACAUAUACGAAUGAAUGCCAGCUCUGCUUGGCCCGGAUAAAAACCAAACAGGACAUCCAGAUCAUGAAAGAUGGCAAAUGCUGA